AUGGUGAACUCUGCAACCUCUCCAGCUCAGUCUGAGGCCUUGAUCACUGAACCAUCCACUCCCACGUCUCAAAUAAGUAGCACCUGCGGUUUGACUUCAACAACGCAUACUGUGAAACCCGCGAAGAGGUCCAAACGGAAGGAACGAACCGCACGGCAAUUGGCUCAGUAUAGCCAGAUUCGUCGCUCCACAAGGCAGCGCACACAAACGAACGAUUUGAUAGUGCAAGGUAGUAGCGAUAAGCCCUUAGAACAUCUCAAAGUGCAACUGAUGCAGCUCAUAGGCGUCACUCCAUCCGAUCAACAUCUCAUGUUCAAGGGCGUGGAACUUGUAGAUUACAAAAAGACACUUCAGGAUUUGGGAAUUCCUCCGGACAGCAUGCUACAUCUCUGGACUGAUAGUCCACCGAUGAAUGCUACAACUGUGCAACUGGAGAAUAGCCAGCUAUUGAAAGUGUCAACCGCACCCAAGGGAUCCAUACCUCCUAAGAAUAAUGCCUACAAGAAUCAAGGUGCCCCGCUGGAGCUCGGUUUCAAAGGAACUCGAUUACUGGAAAACUGA
Messenger RNA from Echinostoma caproni, 561 nucleotides. NCBI's taxonomy places the organism in Eukaryota, Metazoa, Platyhelminthes, Trematoda, Plagiorchiida, Echinostomatidae. The record is from the annotation of a GenBank genome assembly.